Brachypodium distachyon (stiff brome) is the source of this 4984-nucleotide messenger RNA. RefSeq names its product phytosulfokine receptor 1. The record is from RefSeq and is a predicted model, not a curated record. Gene Ontology annotation, biological process: protein phosphorylation. NCBI's taxonomy places the organism in Eukaryota, Viridiplantae, Streptophyta, Magnoliopsida, Poales, Poaceae. Gene Ontology annotation, molecular function: ATP binding; protein kinase activity; receptor serine/threonine kinase binding. The transcript has 5 exons. The coding region runs from base 177 to 4778 and encodes 1533 amino acids.
ACUAUAAUAAGCUCGUAAUGCAUAUCCAAGGAAGAGAGCUCGCUAUUUGAGUUGACUACCUGGAGAAGAAGAAGCCGAAGAACAAGAGAUAGGCUAUUCGUUCUUGAUGAUCCAUGGACGACCGUUAGCUACAUAGAAAUCUCCGGCCGGAUCGAUCCUCGAGGUAUAUACCUAUUAUGGGACAACGAAGCAUGGCGGCGGCGGCGGCGGCGGUGGCGCCGCUGCUGCUGCCGGCGAUCGUGCUGCUGCUGUCCUGGUGCGUGAGCCCCGCGGCGGCCGCGCAGCCAUGCACUGCCAACGACCUCGCCGCGCUCAGGGGCUUUUCCGCCGGCCUCGACGCCCCCGUCUCCGGCUGGCCUCCCCCCGCCGCCGCGGCCGGAGCCGAAGAAGACGACGACUGCUGCUCAUGGCCCGGCGUGCUCUGCGGCGGCUCACCAGCAAUCGCCGUCGUCGAGCUCUCGCUCCCCAACCGCACCCUCCGCGGCCAAAUCUCCGGCUCCCUGUCCGGCCUCCCCUCCCUUCGCGUCCUCAACCUCUCCGGCAACGCCCUCCGCGGCCCCCUGCCGCCGGAGAUCCUCCUAAACCUCCAAUCCCUCCAAAUCCUCGACCUCAGCUCCAACGCCAUUAACAACCUCACACUCCCCUCCGUCGUCUCAACCUCUCUCCGCGUCUUCAACGUCUCCGGGAACUCCCUCACGGGCCCCCACCCGGUGCUCCCCGGCGCCAUCAACCUCACCGUCUACGAAGUCUCCGGCAACGCCCUCACCGGCGCCAUCUCCGCCGCCGCGCUCUGCCGCGAGUCCCCGAACCUCAAAAUCCUCCGCCUCUCCAUGAACCGCCUCGAUGGACUCUUCCCCACGGGCUUCUCCCGAUGCGGGUCGCUCGCCGAGCUCGCCCUCGACGGGAACGGCGCCAUCCAUGGCUCCCUCCCGGAGGACCUCUUUAAGCUCGAGUCUCUCCAGACGCUGAUCCUCCACGGCAACUCGCUCUCCGGCGCGGUGUCGCCAUUGCUGCGGAGGUUAACGAGCCUCGUCCGCCUCGACAUCUCGUUCAAUGGAUUCUCCGGGGAGCUCCCGGAGGCCUUCGACGGGAUGGCGGGGACUCUCCAGGAGCUCUCCGCCGCCGGUAACCUAGUAUCCGGCCAGCUCCCCGCGACUCUCUCGCUCUGCUCCAGGCUGCGGGUGCUCAACCUUCGCAAUAACUCGCUCUCCGGAGCCAUGGCCGCCCGCCUCGACGGGCUAUUGUCCCCCGGGCGCUGCGGGCUCGUGUACCUCGACCUCGGGGUUAACAAAUUCACGGGCGGGAUCCCGGCGGGGCUCGCGGGGUGCUCCGCCAUGACGGCGCUCAACCUCGGCCGGAAUUCACUGGCCGGGGAGAUCCCGAGCUCCUUCGCCGCGGCGGGGGCGUUCCCGGCGCUCUCCUUCCUCUCCCUCACCGGCAAUGGCUUCUCGAAUGUCACCUCGGCUCUCACGACCCUGCAGCGGCUGCCGAAGCUGACGAGUUUGGUGCUCACCAAGAACUUCCAUGGCGGGGAGAUGAUGCCGGCGCUGGGGAUCGACGGUUUCGCGAACCUCGAAGUGCUGGUAAUCGCCAACUGCGAGCUCUCCGGCGAGAUCCCGCCAUGGCUGACCGGGAUGAAGAAGCUCAAGGUGCUCGAUUUGUCAUGGAACCGUCUUUCUGGCGCCAUCCCGCCAUGGCUCGGCGAGUUCGAGCGGCUGUUCUACCUCGACGUCUCCAACAAUUCCCUCCGCGGCGAGAUCCCGGGCACCCUCGCGUCUAUGCCAGGGCUUGUUGCCGCCGGAGCUGGGGAAGACGAUGAAGAGGCGGCGGCGGUGCAGGACUUCCCGUUCUUCAUCCGGCCGAGCAGCUCGCCGGCGGCCAAGGGGCGGCAGUACAACCAGGUGAGCAGCUUCCCGCCGUCGCUCGUGCUGUCAAGGAACGGGCUCGCCGGCAGGAUCCCGCCGGCGAUGGGCGCGUUGACCCGGGUCCACGUCGUUGACCUCAGCUGGAACAAGCUGUCGGGGCCCAUCCCGCCGGAGCUGGCCGGGAUGACGAGCCUCGAGUCGUUCGACGCGUCGAGGAAUGAGCUCACGGGUCCGAUCCCGGCGAGCCUCACGGGGCUCAGCUUCCUCUCACACUUCUCUGUCGCCUUCAAUGGCCUCUCCGGCCAGAUUCCCCUCGGCGGCCAGUUCUCCACAUUCUCCCGAGCGGAUUUCGAAGGGAACCCGCUGCUCUGUGGCCGCCACGUGGGGCGACGAUGCGAUCGGGUGGCGGCGCCGCAGCAGGUCAUCAAUGGCAGCAAGGACCGAAGAAGCGCCAACGCGGGCGUGGUGGCGGCGAUCUGUGUGGGGACGGUGAUGCUGCUGGCUGCGGGCGUGGUGGCCACGUGGCGGAUGUGGUCGAAGCGGCGGCAGGAGGACAAUGCCAGGGUAGCCGCUGACGACGACGACCAUGACGUCGACCCGGAGGCGGCGAGGUUGUCGAAGAUGGUGCUUCUCUUCCCCGACGACGAUGACGAGACCGACGGUGUGGUGAAGGGGACAAGGACGGCGAUGUCAGUGGAGGAGGUGGUGAAGGCGACAGGGAACUUUGCCGAGUCGCGCAUCGUCGGUUGUGGCGGGUUCGGGAUGGUGUACCGCGCCACGCUAUCGGACGGGUGUGACGUGGCCGUGAAGCGGCUCUCCGGAGACACGUGGCAGGCGGAGCGUGAGUUCCAGGCCGAGGUGGACGCGCUCUCCCACGUCUCCCACCACCGCAACCUCGUCUCCCUUCGUGGCUACUGUCGCCAUGUCGGUGCCAGCGGCGAUUACCGCCUCCUCAUCUACCCAUACAUGGAGAACGGGAGCCUCGACCACUGGCUCCAUGAGCGUGGCAGCAGGGAUCUUCCUUGGCCCACGCGCAUGCGAAUCGCCGUCGGUGCGGCCCGUGGGCUAGCCCACCUGCAUGAUGGCCCGAGCCGGACUAGGGUGCUACACCGGGACGUGAAGUCAAGCAACAUCCUCCUCGACGGGGCCAUGGAAGCCCGGCUAGGCGACUUUGGGUUAUCACGACUGGCUCGGGCCCACGACGACACGCACGUGACGACGGAUUUGGUGGGCACGCUAGGUUACAUCCCUCCUGAGUAUGGCCAUUCGGCGGUUGCCACGUGCCGAGGCGACGUGUACAGCAUGGGUGUCGUGCUAGUGGAGCUAGUCACGGGACGGCGUCCCGUGGACAUGGCCGCAGGCGCCACAAGGGGUGGCCGCCGAGACGUGACGUCAUGGGCGGUGCGGAUGCGGCGGGAGGGGAAGGGCGAGGAGGUGGUGGACAUCGACGUGGCGAGGGUGGAAAUGCAUCGCGACGAAGCGAUGAGGGUUCUGGACGUGGCGUGCGCAUGCGUGCGCGAGGACCCCAAGGCUCGCCCCACGGCACAGCAGGUGGCGGACCGGCUCGACGCCAUCGCUGACGCCACCGACUCCUCCUCCUCCUCAGGAGGGGGAGGAGGCGGCGUGUGCGAGGAAUACAAGGACGUGGAUGUGGUGAGCACCAUGUCAGGAUCUUCGUCAUCGCUGGAGACAGGGGGCGGACACCGGCCACGGGAUUGCCACUCCAUGGGCUCAAGGUUCAGGGUUCCCGAAGAGGACUCGUGUGACUCCGAGAGCGUGGCCUCCAACUUCGAGUUCCACAAGGAGCGAGGGACCUCCGCUCGGUCGGCGCCCGUGGUUCCACCGUUCUCAAAGGCCCUGCCGUCAAAGUGGGACGAUGCACAGAAAUGGAUCGCCAGCCCGACGACGAACCGUCCUGGUAGGACCAGUGGAGCCUUGCCAAGGAAGAUGGAGAAAGCUGGAUUUGGUGGCGGGAGACUGCCGGCGACGAAGGUCGUGCUGGAUACCAUGGAAGAAAUAGAUACUAAGAGGAUCGACCCGAGCCAGGAUAAGAGGGAAAUUGGGUGGCAGAAAGCGGCAAACUGGGCCACGCCGGAUCCAUAUCCAGAAGUGGAGGCUUGCACAAAGACUGCAAUUGCUGAUUCAGCUGUUACUCUUAGCUGUGAUUCGUCUACCACGCUUCAGAGUGCCACUGCUUGCAUACCUCCCCCACCAACAGUCCGGUCAGUAUCGAUGAGGGAUAUGGGUACUGAAAUGACUCCGAUUGCAAGCCAAGAACCAUCCCGGACAGGAACACCGGUGAGAGCAACAAGUCCGGAUUGCUCUCAGCCAACUACUCCACGAAGGACAUUAGGGACAAACGCAGCUGGUGCUGUUAUCAGCCGUGGUGAAUGCAGCAAUGUAGAAUUAAGCGAACAGGAGCUGCAAAUGAAGACCAGGAGAGAGAUAAUGCUUCUUGGCACCCAGCUAGGUAAAACCAGCAUCGCAGCAUGGGCAAGUAAGAAGGAAGAGGAAAAGGAUGCAUCACUUUCGCUCAAGACAGUGUCGUUGGACCAAUCGAUACAGAACACAACUGAAAUCCGCGCAGCCGCAUGGGAGGAGGCAGAGAAGGCUAAGUACUUAGCAAGGUUUAAACGAGAAGAGAUCAAGAUCCAUGCAUGGGAAGAUCACCAAAAAGCCAAAAUUGAAGCCGAAAUGAGAAAAAUCGAGGUUGAGGUGGAGAGGAUGCGAGCUCGUGCGCAGGACAAGCUGAUGAGCAAGCUCGCAUCGGCGAGGCACGCCGCGGACGAGCAGCGAGCCACCGCGGAAACAAAGAGAGACCAUGCCGCCGCGAGGACCGCGGAGCAGGCAGAGCACAUCAGGCGAACCGGCAGGAUGCCGCCCUCCCUUGGCUGCUGGAACUGGUGCUCGUAACCGCCGGAUAAACCAGCAUGUGUUAGGGACUGAAAUGAAUCUGGCAUUGUAGAAUAUUCUCUCUUUUGAUUGGGUUCAGUAGAUAUAUGUGGCACGAGAACAGAUCACCUGUAAGUUGUAACUGUAUAUGUAAGAUGCGAGCUUGUCGCCGUGUGUUUCUUGGAUGCUUCAGUCGCAAUUCAGAUCUCUGUUCAGAUUCAUACGCA